Messenger RNA from Sclerotinia trifoliorum, 3833 nucleotides. The record is from the annotation of a GenBank genome assembly. NCBI's taxonomy places the organism in Eukaryota, Fungi, Ascomycota, Leotiomycetes, Helotiales, Sclerotiniaceae.
GUCCACUACACCUUCUUCGCGGUUUAACAAGAUACCAUCUCUGUAAAUAUUAAUCGAAUUUACAUGGACGAAAGUACCAAAUCUUGUACAUAGAGGCGCAAGACAAUAUCCAUCUGGCCCAACGCGAAUGAUAGAAGGGAAGUCUCCAAGAUAAGAUGGCGAUGGCCAAGAAGGCACGGCAGAGAAUAAGUUAUGGUAUGUUUAAAGCCCUGAUUCCGUUUCGUGUAAUGAUGUCGCUUUGGAUUUUCUUUGACAAUUUAUGGCGGAAAGAACAAAAGAUGUCUCAAAAGCUAAUUGGUGGAUCUACUGGGUUAUAGUCUUACCACUUGCGAAUUCUCCGGGCGGACAUAGGUUGGGUGUAAAUGGUUUGGCCGUGGAUAGUGAGCAGUCAAUUUUGUGAGUUUGUGGUUUUUGUGUUGCAUCUCAUCUUCUGUUUGUCCUAUGUCAGUGGAGAUGCGAGGGAAGCAAAUACUGGCAGACAAUGGGCGCAUUGGUUAACAGGACAAAGAUAUUCAGGAGGACGAGACGGUGCUAUUUGCGCCUGGGAUCUAAAUCUUGAUCUGCGACCGAAAGAAUCCUCCGUGAGGGACCCAUUCGAAGACCCACCCUCCGAAUCUAACCCAAAGUCUGCGACUACAUUUAGAGCGCAAACUCAAGCUCACACGCACUGGGUUAAUGAUGUGGUGCUCGCGAAGAAUAACACGGCGCUGGUGAGCGCAUCGAGCGAUUUGACUGUGAGGGUUUGGAGACCUUGGGAGAAAGAUAAUGAACCGGUGACAAUUGGUCAACAUGCGGAUUAUGUGAAGUGUCUGGCCAGUCCUGGCAGUGCCGCGAAUUGGGUUGCUUCGGGUGGACUGGAUCGAAGGAUUUGUCUCUGGGAUUUAAAUGGAGCUGGAAAGCAACUUGAGAUUGAAGUGGGGGAUGAGGAUACUUCUGAGAAAGGAUCAGUCUAUGCAUUGAGUACUGGAAGCCAUAUACUAGCGGCUGGAGGACCGGAAUCGAUUGUGCGACUAUGGGAUUCGAGGACUGGGAAGAGGAUAACGAAGUUUGUGGGCCACACGGAUAAUGUUAGAGAUAUAUUGAUUAAUCAAGCGGGCGAUAUGAUUAUGACCGCGAGUUCGGAUCAGACCGUCAAAGUAUGGAGUAUGACGGCUGGAAGAUGUAUGCAUACCCUCACUAUGCAUAACGAUAGUGUUUGGUCGCUGUUCUCUGAGGAUCCAUCACUUGGCGUCUUUUACAGUAGUGAUCGCUCUGGGUUGGUUGCCAAAACGGAUAUCAGAGGUACUUUAGGAGAAUUAGAUGAUGGAAUUUCGCUGGCACUGGCGCAAGAGAAUGAUGGCGUUACUAGAGUUAUUGCUUCCGGGGAACACAUCUGGACGGCCACCUCAAGUUCCUCUAUUAAUCGCUGGGCAGAUGUCGAUACUGGAUCAGAUAUACAGUUACCGGAAGCUUACCAGCGCCAUCGUGCUACUAGCUCAGUAUCGAGACCUAGAGGGGCUUCGCCUCCUAUUACCAAUGGAAAUUCUAAGAAAGAGAUUCCUCUAAAAUCAAUUUUGAGGAUAUCAAAUACGGCAAGCUUUCCAGCGCCAACUGUAAGGGCCUCGGAUUCUGUCACCGACUUCUCAACAAUGAGCGGCGGAAAGAAAGCUUCCGAGCCAAUCGUGGAUCCGGAUUUGGGAUUGAUUGUUCCUAUUCAUGCACUACCCGAAGAAACUAUCGAGGGUCAACACGGUCUAGUGAAGCACAAGCUUUUGAAUGAUCGCAGAAGGGUUUUGACCCUAGACACUGCUGGAGAUGUGUUAAUGUGGGACCUUCUCAAGGUGAGUGAGUUCGUUCAGAAAAUUACAGGCGGACAGCUAAUACAUGAUUCAGUGCGUGCCUAUUCAAUCUUUCGGAAAAUGUCAUCUUGAAGACGUAGAGCCGGAGAUUAACACCAUGGAGGCUGUGGCGCCUUGGUGUUCAUUAGAUACUAGAACUGGUCGAUUAGCUGUCGUUUUAGAGGAGUAUAAUUGUUUCGAUGCGGAGAUGUAUGCAGAUGAACUGGAAAUAAAGGAUGAUGUCGAGUUCAGAGAAGACCAGAGAAGUAAGUUUUCCCUUUAAGGAUGAAAGGGCUAUAACGCUUACAUUUUAUGUAGUAAACCUUGGGAAGUGGAUAUUAAGGUAUAUUUUCUCGAGACUGGUUGAUGAGCAAAUCAAGAAAGAUGAAGUUCACCGCGCGGAGCUCAAUGAAAUUGUCAAAGCAAGACAAGAAGCCAAUCCACCUAUCUCAAUCAAUAUACCCAAUGCUUCUACAACUGCCUGGGAUCAACAGGGAAGCUUAACUCCUCGAGCAAAUGGUAAUAAUUAUCCUGCAACCCCAGGAAUGGGUAUUGGUAUUGCUACUCCUGGACUCGGAAGUUUUUUACCUUCCGUAUCUGAAGAUGGUGGGCCAUUAGAUAAGAGAGGAUCACAAGCAAGUAGGAGCUCAGCGGAAAAGCCAGACUACUUUGGAAGCUCAGCAAUUGCAAACGACCCUCCUAAGCAACCGGCAGUAACUAACAGCGAUAGUCAAGACCCUAAGUCUCCAGCGGUGGACACUGAAAAGGAAAGUAAUGGCAAGGAUAGCAGCACAUCGUUUGGCAAAAAGUUCCGCAAGGGGAUGUCUUUCGGAACCAAGAAACUCGGUCGUUCCUCCUCAACUACCAUGGAUAAACCAGUUGCAUUGGACGACAACAAAGACAAAGCCACAGAUGAAGGAUCCGAAACAUCUGAAGCAGGUGAUAAACUUCCUGCUGAAAAAGAAGUUGAGGAUAAUUUCAAUGGCGUGAUACAGAAAAUUCGCAAUGAAUACGAAAGAUCAAUUGCCGAGAACCCGGCUCAAGAGGUUGAGAGUGGUAUCACGCCUAGUUUGACACCUGAGACGCCUGUUUUGAAAAUCCCUGGAGGUACUACGAUUAUUAUCCAGGAAGAAACGAGUGGUGGUGUCAAGGAUCUUUACAGAGGUAGUGUAGAGACAGUAGGUGAAGAUGCCGAUACAAUUGCCGAGAAGGCUCCAAUGUGGUUGGGUGAAUUACUUCUAAAGGUAUAUAUCUAUGUGUCUCUCCCGUUUUCCAUCUCUUUAGUUUCAUUCGUCUUCUAAACGCAAAAACUAACAAAGAAACAGAAUAAAAUCCCACUUAAAGAUCCCGUCAAGGUCUCAUUCAUCCUUCAGCCAUACCAAGAUAUCCUCCCCUCUAUUGCAGGUCCGGAUGGUAAUGCGAGACUUAAUGCAAAUCGCAUGUUGAGGGUCAAGAAGAUUCUGGCGUAUGUAGCGGAGAGGAUCGAACCGGCGAGUGAGCAGCCGAAACCAGAGGUUAUGAAGCCAGAGGAUUAUCUGGAUUUGUAUUGUUAUGAACAGGUUUGUUACUCAUUUAAUUUUCCCUAUAUUCUCUCCUAUCUAUUAUCCAUCAUCAUUUCCCUGAAGUUCUGCGGCGGGACGAAACCUCCGUGGCCCGGUUCCAGAAUAAAUACCAAAAAAACCGAGACUAACCAAAUCGUCAAUCAGAAACUCCCCAUAACAAUGUCGCUCGCCACCCUGCGCGCACAUGUCUGGAAGGGCGGUGCCGAUGUAAUGUUGUAUUAUAAAAGUAAUGGGAGGAGAAAUAUUAAAUAUGAAAAGCUUACUGAGGAAUCUGUAGAGGAUUCCGGAGAUCUUGGAUCCGGGUCGGGAAUUACCGGAGCUGGUGCUGGUUCUGGUGCUGCGGCGCCAGCUACUGGGGGCGGUACUACUUCUUUCGUUGGUUGAUAGAUAUGUGCCGGAACAGGAAAGGGCUUGAGGAAGGUGAGGGGAAGAUAUCAGGGGAAGAUAUCAGGGG